CCGCCGUCGCUCUCUAAUGCCUGCGCCGCCUCCAGCUCGCCGAGCUCCAGCCGAAGGAGAAGGGGGGUAAGUAAAGAGGUCUCUAUACCAUGGCUGGUACAAAGCAGACUGCCCGCAAAUCCACUGGUGGUAAAGCACCGAGGAAGCAACUGGCUACCAAAGGGGCUCGCAAGAGUGCGCCCUCUACUGGAGGGGUGAAGAAACGUCAUCGUUACAGGCUUGGUACGGUGGCACUUCAUGAAAUGAGACGUUAUCAGAAGUCCACUGAACUUCUUAGCCCCAAACUUCCCUUCCACUGUCUGGUGCGAGAAAUUGCUCAGGACUUCAAAACAGAUCUGCACUUCCAGAGUGCAGCUACUGGUGCUUUGCAGGAGGCAAGUGAGGCCUAUCUGGUUGGCCUUUCUGAAGACACCAACCUGUGUGCUAUCCAUGCCAAACGUGUAACAAUUAUGCCAAAAGACAUCCAGCUAGCACGCUGCAUACGUGGAGAACGUUUCCAUUACGUGUGCUCUCGACUACUUGCAGGAGCAGCGUUGGAACAACAGAAAAGUGACUUAAAUUACAGCGACAGUCGUCCCUGCCACUCGCGCUUCGACUUCCGCGGCUUCCCUGUAUCACGGUUUUUUCAAAUAUGUUCAUUAAAAAGUCGAUCGAGACAGUGA
Molossus molossus (Pallas's mastiff bat) is the source of this 662-nucleotide messenger RNA. RefSeq names its product histone H3.3A-like. Lineage: Eukaryota; Metazoa; Chordata; Mammalia; Chiroptera; Molossidae. The coding region runs from base 90 to 662 and encodes 190 amino acids. Gene Ontology annotation, molecular function: protein heterodimerization activity; structural constituent of chromatin; DNA binding. The transcript is spliced from 2 exons. Gene Ontology annotation, cellular component: nucleosome. The record is from RefSeq and is a predicted model, not a curated record.